This is a messenger RNA of Nematostella vectensis (starlet sea anemone), 6051 nucleotides long. Its product is annotated as protein unc-13 homolog B. Bases 166 to 4719 code for a protein of 1517 amino acids. Gene Ontology annotation, biological process: neuromuscular junction development; synaptic vesicle maturation; dense core granule priming. The record is from RefSeq and is a predicted model, not a curated record. Gene Ontology annotation, molecular function: phospholipid binding; syntaxin-1 binding; diacylglycerol binding. Lineage: Eukaryota; Metazoa; Cnidaria; Anthozoa; Actiniaria; Edwardsiidae. The transcript is spliced from 46 exons. Gene Ontology annotation, cellular component: neuromuscular junction; presynaptic membrane; presynaptic active zone cytoplasmic component.
UGCUCAUUUGCCGAACAAGUCGAAUAAAUAAUCGCUCGUCGCAGAGUCCGGUUUGAAUUCCAUCUCCUAACAGAUGGCAGAGUCCAUCGAAUAACGGCUGCAAAAGGCCUGAUUUACUCAAGAGGCAAUCAUCAUGGGUUGAUUAGUCCAGUUAGCUAAGCUAAAAUGUCUAUACUUUGCGUUCUAGUCAAGAAAGCAAGGAUAAAGCCACAUCAAGCCAAAGGCAAGCCUAACAGCUAUGUGCGGGCGACCUUGCAGAAUGUCUUCCUCGACUCUGAAGAUGUCAAAGGAUUUUCGCCUUCGUGGGAGCAAGAGUUUAUUUUUGAAACCAGUAAACUUGACCAGAGCUUGUUAUUGGAGCUCUGGAACAAAGGGUUCUUCAAGGAUUCACUGCUUGGAAGUGCGGAGAUUCCUCUCAUGGAGAUUCAUCACUCAAAUGAGGAGGGGAGUGGAACAUGGAUUUCUCUGACACUGGAAUCCAGCAAGGAGGGGCCAAUCCCCUCUGGCCAUGAGCUCAUGAUUGACACAAGAUUCGAGUUACCAUCAGGGUUGACAAGGGAAGAGGAGAGGCUACUACAGGAAAAGCUUGACACGUUCUACACCAUCAUGGACCAAGAGAUUAACAUCUUGAAAGAGCAGGCGGAGCGCGAGCGCCACAAAAAAGAGGUGGAAUCAGUACAAAGUGAAGAACCGGACAUAACCAACGUCGAUUGCAGCGUUGAAUCAGCAGUGGAUGUAGUUGAUGGAAGUGUUGAGUCCGAUGAAGUCCCCAUCCUACAAGAACACGAGAUCUUCACUGUGAACGUGAGCGAUAGCGAAGUAGAUCAACAGCGGCAAGACAGACGGAGGCGCGCACAGGCCCAUCGUCACUUCAAGGUUUACUCGCCGACUCCAGGUGAAGACAUCGAGGAAGGAGAGCAGGAGGAAGAUACCGUGCUUUGUAUGCCUGAGAGUCAGCAGGACCUGCAGCAAGACCUGGAGGAAUUCGUCAGCGAGUUUUGCAUUGCGGAGGAACUCAAUGAAAUGUUUGAAAUCGUUGAGGCGGAGUCUGUUGAGGGUCUCUUUGAUGAGGAGCAGAUGGAAGAGGAGACUGUCGUAGGUGAAGACGGCAAAACCUUGCCUCCGUCCUCCGGUCUAAAGAGGAAGGCUGCCAUCAAGGCAAAGAUCUCACCGAAUUCGCUCAAGAAGCAAAAUUGGAUCGAACGAAAUGAGCAACUUCUCAAAAGUGUCGAGAGUGGUAUCGCUUUGGGCAGACGCAAGCAGUCCAUUGCGUUUCAUCAUCCACGGAUGAUGGCCAAACGCAGGUGUCCUGCUCAACUCAUCAUGGACCAGCGGGCCAACCUGAACGAUGAGGAACUGAAAACCCAUGUGUACAAGAAAACAUUACAAGCAUUGAUAUAUCCGAUAUCAGACACAACUCCGCAUAACUUUGAAAGCUUCUCGACCCAGGUUCCCGCGUACUGCUACGAGUGCGAGGGACUACUGUGGGGCCUGGCCUGGCAGGGACUCAAAUGCAGAGAUUGCGGUGUCAAGUGCCACGAGAGAUGCAAAGACUUACUCAACGCUGACUGCUUACAACGCGCUGCGGAGAAGUCUGUCCGGCACGGCUCUAAUGAUAAAACCCAGAGCAUCAUUGUCGCCAUGAAAAGUCGAAUGGAAGAGCGAGAACGACUCAAGCCGGAGAUAUUCCAGUUGAUCAGGGAGGUUUUUCGAGUUGACCCCAAAACCCAUGCAGGCUACCUUAACAAUGUCAAGACCCAGAUAUGGAUGGGAACCUCCAAGUGGUCAGCGAAAAUCAGCAUCACAGUGGUCAGUGCGCAAGGGCUGAUUGCCAAAGAUAAAACAGGCACGAGUGACCCUUACGUCACGGUCCAAGUUGGCAAGACGAAAAAGCGCACAAGCACCAUCCCGCACGAACUGAACCCUGAGUGGAACGAAACUUUCCUGUUCGAGUGCCACAAUUCAUCUGAUCGUAUAAAAGUUCGCGUCUGGGACGAAGAUGACGAUAUAAAGUCACGUGUUCGUCAGAAACUGAUCCGUGAACCGGACGAUUUUCUCGGACAGACUAUAAUAGAGGUCCGGACACUUAGUGGGGAAAUGGACGUCUGGUACAAUCUCGAAAAACGUACAGACAGGUCAGCGGUCUCUGGUGCCAUACGCCUGCGAAUCAGCAUCGAGAUCAAAGGCGAGGAAAAGGUGGUCCCUUAUCACACGCAGUACACGUGUCUCCACGAGAACAUAUUUCACUUUUUGUGUCAAAAGAAUGGCGGCCAAUUUCCAGUCCCUACCUCAACAGGGAGAGACGAGCCCUGGAAAGUGUUCUUCUCUGAGCCAGCUCUUGAAAUCGUGAACGAGUUUGCUAUGAGAUACGGCAUUGAAAGCAUCUACCAAGCUAUGACUCACUUUUCUUGUCUCACCUCAUGCUACACACACCCUGGUAUCCCGGCCCUCAUCAGCUCUCUCUUUGCCAACAUCAACGCGUUCUUCUCACAUACAACCACAAACUCCGCAACCUCCGCCACUCACCGCUUCGCCGCUACAAACUUUGGGAGCGAUAAAUUCGUCAAAAUAAUCGACCAUCUUCAUAACACUCUACGAAUCGACAUGGCCAACUACAGGACCAACUUCCCGUCGUCAAGUCCAGACAAGUUGAACGACCUCAAGUCUUCCGUCGAUAUCCUCACAAGUAUCACAUUUUUCCGAAUGAAGGUUCUAGAUCAAAGGCCAACGAGAACAGCAGAAGUUGUUGCGGAAUGUGUUAAGAACUGCAUGAGGGCAACUUAUGCAUUCCUGUUCGCAAACUGUGUGGACUUGUACGACCGCGAGAUUGCGAAUGAGCGGUCAGCGGAAGACCCUGACCAACCAUCAGGCCCGAAAAACCUUGACUUCUGGCCCAAGAUCAUCUCUCUUAUUGUGUCGGUGAUCGAGGAGGAUCGCGGGAUAUACUCACAAGUCCUCAACCAGUUCCCUCAGGAGCUAAAUGUCGGCGAAGUGAGCGCCGAGACAUUCUGGAACUUGUUCGCCUCGGAUUUACAGGAAAUGCUGCAAGAUCAUAGUACUACCCCUGAAUGGACGAGCGCGGAUUACAUGAAUCUUCACUUCAAGGUGAAGUGGUUCUUCAAUGAAUAUGCGAUGAACACACCAGGAAAUAAGAACAUGAUUCCUAGAUACACUGGGUGGUUUGAGCCGUUCGUGUCGCAAUGGUUGACGGAAAAUGACGAGGUUUCCAUGGAGUUUAUGAUAGCAGCACUGGAACGAGACAGAAAGGAUGGGUUUUGCCCAAGUGCGCAGCAUUCGGUGUACUCCAACUCUAUCGUGGACAUAUUCUGUUCACUAAAUCAGAAUUACGAAAUCAUCAAGAAACUGGACUGCCCUGACCCGGCCAUCAACACGCGUUACAUUAUCAAGUUCACUGUGACAGUGCAAAAGGUUCUGCUACAAUACGCCGAGAACAUCACCAACGAGUUCAAGCGCUUUUGUCACCAGGAGGAAACGGCAUGUAUUCUGAUGAAUAACAUCCAACAGUCGCGAGUAAUGCUGGAGAAGCUUUACGAAACAAUGGGUGGGGGAUCGAUCUCGCCAGACUGCAGCGAAGUGUUCAAGGAGCUCCAAGUGCAGCUAAAUCACACUUUGGAUGAACUGUGUGUCAUAUUUGUACGGAGCUUGGAUCCAAAAAUACAGGACAGUAUUCGGGGAGUUGGCAAUUUGCUGUUCAAGAUCAAGAGCGUGGGUCAUUUUAACAUCACUGUCCCAAGCUGCCGCGCGGCGGUGGAGCAGGAAUCCGCCAUGAUCCUUCAACCCCUGAUGGACAUACUAGAGGGAACCCUGUCGCUUCUUAACCGCGCCUGCGAGAAAUCCGUCCUAAAGCGCCUACUGAAGGAGCUUUGGAAAGUCGUCAUGGCUAAUUUUGAGCGUAUUGUUGUUUUGCCGCCUCUAAGUGAUGUUAAGGAUGCUGGCAUCAUUGGCCAAGAGUCUCGCAAUCUUAGUGUUCGUCAGUGCGCAGUCCUCGAAGCCGCUCUGUGUAGAAUCAAGGAUUAUUUUUAUGGAGACGGCAGCGGUUUGCGCAAGACCUUCCUCGAGAAAUGCCAGAACAUGCAAGCUCUACGUCACGCGCUGUCGCUCUACACACAGACUACAGACUCGCUCAUCAAGGAAUUCGUCAGAACACAGACCUCGCAAGAAGAGCCUGGUAUUGACGACCCAGUGGGGGAGGUGUCAGUACAAGUUGACCUUUUUACCCACCCUGGCACGGGGGAACACAAAGUCACUGUAAAAGUCGUUGCCGCUAAGGAUCUCAAAUGGCAAUCACCAGGAAUGUUCCGGCCGUUUGUUGAGGUGAACGUCGUUGGACCACACCUUGGAAACAAGACACGAAAACAAGCAACGAAAUCCAAGCGAAACACGUGGUCACCUGCCUACAACGAGAGCUUCUUCUUCAUUCUCGGCAAUGAGGUGGACAUGAUCAACUAUGAGCUUCAUAUCGCGGUCAAGGACUAUUGUUUCGCCCGCAUGGACGCUAUAGUAGGGAUGACAGUCCUUCAUCUUAGGGACAUUGCUGACAUCGGGUCCAUUGCGUGUAACGCUCUCCUGGGCCGGGCCCUUCACAUGGAUGCCACUGGAUGGACCAUUCUAAAAAUUCUGUCCCAGAGGUCUGCCGACGAAGUUGCUAGGGAUUUUGUCGCGCUCAAGUCAAAUCGUAGGGCAGAAGGGUUUGAUUAGAGGAAGUCGGGUUUUCACAAGGUCCGCUUCAAUGAAGUCGGGUUUUCACAAGGUCCGCUUCAAUGAAGUCGGGUUUUCACAAGGUCCGCUUCAAUGAAGUCGGGUUUUCACAAGGUCCGCUUCAAUGAAGUCGGGUUUUCACAAGGUCCGCUACAAUGAAGUCGGGUUUUCACAAGGUCCGCUUCACAGAAGUCGGGUUUUCAAUAACUGAGGUCGAGUUUUCACGAAAUCAACCCCACAUUAGUAAUGUUUUUACGAGUUCAGCCUUACUUUAAUUCGGGAGUUCACCUUCACUACUAAUACUAAUACACUGUCCACAAGGGCGGACUACCGAACGCCGGGUUUUCACAAAGUACAAAAUCAUCGGCGGUCAGUGUUACAAGUGAGGCCUGAGUUAGGCCAAAUUUUAACUGUUUUGUAGCCAUCCAUUGUCCCAGAACGCAAGAAAUAGAAUCAAUCAAAUAUGGAAUUUGUCAGAUAAUAUAGUUUUAUAGAAAAUACGAUAUACUUUAUUUACAUAACACUGUAAUGAGUAUGUGACCCAAACAUGAAAGCGUCAUAUUUAAAGACAUGCAUUUCUCUAGGAAUAUUUUCUAUCGCUUUUAAGAUCUAAAAGUUCUUGGUAAUCAUUUAAAAAUCAAUCAAUGUCGUGCGCGGACAAGCUUGGGAAACUAAUUCAGAGAAUUGAGACAUUUUAUUGGCAAGAGCUAAGAUUCAUUAGGGCAUUAAGACAGAAAGGACUUCUUGCUUCAGAAGGGUCCCAUUUACUUAAAGGCGGCCAAGCUCGCCGCCAUUUAACACCCCUUAAAACCCCUUAAAACCCAAAGUCACUCAAAACAUCCAUUCCCAUCCCCUUUCAAGCAAUUUAUUGAGGUAAUUUAAAUCGAGUAUUGUUGCCCUAGUAUUGAACCUCAAUUGUAAAUGACUAUUUUGAACUUUUCUUGCAAAUGCACAUGUGAAUUGGCAAAUGUAAAAAGUGGCUAAUUGACAUUUUAACAUGAGUCAGGGAUAUGUGAAAACUCUAGUAUUCGAUCGCGGCCAUUUUUUUUAUAUUCCUCAUAUUUUAGACAUCAAGGAUACACACAGAUACAAGUGAGAUGAGAGGGGGCGGAUACGCAUGUUAUACAGAUCGAGGGUUGGUAUUAUAACUUGUAUAUUUUAAGUAAACGUUUUAAACAUGUAAGCAACGAAUAAUAACUUGCAUGCAAAUUUACAUUAAUGCUCGAAAUGUAAAGAUAUUGUAUGCUUGUGGGUGAUAAAGUAUAUAUUAACAUUUUCGUAACCUAUUCAAACUUAUUAAAUAAAUUGAAAACUUAUUUUUACAUGAAAAAA